CUGAUUAAAGCAAAAACAUCUUGAGGUGAAAGAUUAAAUCCUUGGAGGCUUUGAGAGAUUUAUAUAAAAGGAGAUCUUUUUGUAUCAACUGGCAGAAAAAUUUGAGGAAAAUCUUUCUAUAAUAAAGUCUCUAUUUAUCUACAAUGGCACAACAGCAUUGCUCUCCACCAAAAACAAAUGUCCCUGUCGUCAUUGACAAUGGCUCAUCCACAAUAAAAGCCGGUUAUGCAGGAGACCGAAGCCCUCGCCUCAUUGUUCCUACUGUUGUAGGACGCAGUGGGGACAAGGUGUUCGUUGGAGAAGAAGUAAAAGGCAAAGAAGGCCUGACUUUAGAAUACCCCAUCGUCCGGGGGGCCAUCAAAAAUUGGGAUGCAAUGACUGAGAUUUGGAGGUAUGUUUUGAAGGAAUUGAAAGCAGAUACUGCUGUCAAUCCUAUCCUUUUGACUGAGACUGUCUGUGUCGCUAAAGCCGACAGAGAGAAAAUGACUCAAAUCAUGUUUGAGACAUUCAACGCCUCCUCUGUCUACCUUGCAAAUCAGCCAAUUCUCUCCUUGUAUGCGUGCGGCUUGUACGAUGGCUUGAUCCUUUCCUCUGGAUAUGGAGUGACACAAAUUGCUCCGUCUAAAGGUGGGAAUUUAAUCCCAUCCGCAAACCAGCGCAGUGACUUUGCAGGUUAUGACAUCACUCUGAAGCUACGUGAGCUCCUUCAAGGUGAAGGUAUUUCAGUAUCUGAAGAUGUUGCAAGAGAGAUUAAGGAGUCCUCGUGCUACGUUGCUUCUGAUAAAAAUGCACCUCCUGAAACCAAACCUUACAAGCUGCCAGAUGGUAAAGAGAUCACAUUGGGAGCUCCAAGAAAGGAGGCCACAGAGUUCUUCCUUUCUCCUGCUCUGUUGGAGUCCAUGCGUGAUACAGUCACAAAAUGUGUCAGUGAGAAUGGUGUGGAGCCAGAGACACUUUACUCUGCAGUUGUUCUCUCUGGAGGGAAUGUGUUGUUCCAUGGAAUGGCAGAGAGGAUCCAGAAAGAGCUGCAGGCCAUUAAUGGUGGGAUACCUGUCAAAGUUCAAGUUGCUCCAGGCGGUACUGCCAGUACUUUUGUUGGUGGCUCCAUUUUGACAUGUCUUGAGGCCUUUAAGACACUUUGGAUCACCAAGGAAGAUUACAAGAAUGGCGGUCCUGCUAUUGUUCACACCAAGUGUGUUUAACUUUAAAACUUGUCCUGAACUUCAUUGUUGAAACUUGUGCUUAUUUUUGUAUUUCAAGUUUUAUUUUAGUGUCAUAAAUUCAUUAUAAAGUUUUAAUAAAAAUAAUCAUUAUUACUAGGACUGUUGUAUCCAAUGCUUUAAAAA
Molecule: messenger RNA, 1346 nt
Organism: Amphimedon queenslandica
Lineage: Eukaryota; Metazoa; Porifera; Demospongiae; Haplosclerida; Niphatidae
Product: actin-like
Exons: 2
Coding region: 144-1202 (352 amino acids)
Source: RefSeq, a predicted model, not a curated record